UUGAAUUGAGUGAGUUUGGGAAUUUAUUAAGUGGACAAUUCUGGAGGAAAUUUGGACUGUUUAAGAUGGGGGAUUGUUGCUUGUCAGGUGAUGACAGAGAAAGCUUCAGGAUUCACCAAGAAAUUGAGAGACAGCUCAAGAUGGACAAGCAUGAUGCAACCCGACAGAUGAAACUAUUACUUUUAGGCACAGGGGAGAGUGGGAAGAGCACCUUUAUCAAGCAGAUGAGAAUCAUACAUGGCAGAGGCUACACAGAGGAGGACAGGAGAGCUUAUGCCAAACUGAUAUACCAGAACAUCUUUGUUGCCAUUCAAGCCAUGCUCCAAGCCAUGGAGAACCUCAACAUCCCCUUUGUUGAUCCAAAAAAUGCAACUUAUGCUGCAAAGCUUAAAAAAGUGACAUCAGAGACAGUACAAUCACUGGACUCUGAACAUGCUGAAGCCAUAUGUUGUAUUUGGAAAGAUCUGGGACUGAAGAAAUGCUAUGAACGCCGGAGAGAGUUCCAGAUAUCAGACUCGGCCAAAUAUUACUUUGAUGACAUUGACAGAAUCUCUGCAGCGUUUUACUUGCCGAGUCUGCAGGAUAUUCUCCGAGUCAGAAUUCCAACCACAGGCAUAAUUGAGUAUAUCUUUGACCUUAAGAAAGUCAUAUUCAGAAUGGUUGAUGUCGGAGGCCAAAAGUCCGAGAGACGAAAGUGGAUCCAUUGUUUUGAAAAUGUUACUUCCAUCAUCUACCUGGUGGCUCUGAGCGAAUACGAUCAGGUCUUAUAUGAGUGUAAGAAUGAGAACCGCAUGAAAGAGAGUAAAGCUUUAUUUAAGACCAUCAUCUCAUACCCCUGGUUCCAGGAUUCCUCUAUCAUCCUCUUCCUCAAUAAGACAGAUCUUCUGAAGGAGAAGAUCUCAAAGUCAGACCUUGCAGAUUAUUUUCCAGAAUAUACAGGCCCUAAAAAUGAUGCAGAUGCUGCAAUGAAGUUUAUCCUGAGUAUGUACGAGCAACAGAACUCUGAUACACAGAAACAGAUCUAUGCACAUUUCACCUGUGCCACCGACACAGAGAAUAUUCGCUUUGUUUUCAAAGCCGUGCAGCACACCAUUCUGCAGAACAACCUUUUAAUGUUUAAUUUGGGCUAGGUUGAUUAAUCUUGUCGUCUGUGUUAUGUCAUUGGUUGUCUUGUUAUCUUGUUAAAUCUGUUUUUGCAUUUACAGUCCUAAUGUUUUCCUCGUCCUUAGUCAUUUUUUCUGUAAUGUACAGCAAUAGUGGCAGAUGAGACUUUUAGAUGUAAUAAGAAGCCAAUUGCAGUUUUAUUUAAAUCCAAAAAAUGUGAAAGAAGCUAAGCAAACUAUACAAGAACCAUGCCUAGAAAACCAUUAAAACUAGACUUGACUAAACUGUGACUAUGAUAAAACCAAUGAACAAGAAGCAUGAAAACAAUGUUACCAGAUCAAUACACAACAAUGAAAAGAGAACAUAUAGAAACAAGAUAACAUGACAACCAAUGAAAGAACCCAACUGAAUACAAAAUGAAUCAACCAAUUAACCAAUCAAAAGACAAGACCAAUUAACCAAUCAAAAGAAGACAAGGAAGGGAAACAUGAAGCAAGCAAGAACACAGGAACUUAACUUUAAAAUAAAAGACAUGACAAGAUCAUAACAUGAAACAAGAACAUACAUAUAUGCAACACAAUGAUAGGAAAUGUUGUUUUGUUGCACCACAAUAAUGCAUAAAGGAGUAAGCAUAAGUAAAGAUUUAACCUGAUUUUCAUCAACAUUAUACAAACUUAACUGUACAGUCAGCGUUCACAAUUGCAACUAGGGUUGCCACUUUUGAAGUUAUAAAAUACGGGACAUACACUUCUCUGCGUCCUCACAUCACCUCAGGCUCAGACUGAGAAUUUAGGUAAGCUGACUGAGUCAAGGGAUGCACCGAACGAUAAUCUGAACAGAAUCAUACGUGAAAUGAUUCUGGUGUCUUGCCGAAGAGUUUGUGUUUACAGUUGAUGAGACACGUAUUGAGAUAAAACAUAACAUCAUAACCUCCCACAUAUACACUCAACAGGUUCUUCAUUAGCACAGGGAUCCACAGGCACAUGACAGAUUUACAAAUGCAGACAUACAUCAACAAAUGCUCACACGCUCAACUGACAAAUCCACAAACCAGAAGAAUGUACAAACAUACUUCUCUCACGAGUCACAAUACAGUACGCAAAUAAACUGCAAUAUGUGUAAUUUAGUGCACAAAUAAAUGAUGUUUGUACACACGCAAGUGCUUCAUCAUAUGCUGGGGGCAUGAUUUAGCAUGGCUGAUACCAGUUACCCAGGAUUCAUUUAUUAUGUGGGAAAAGGAGAAAUAUCCAGAAUGUGUUUAGAAGUUUUCAUUUUUGGUGCAUCACUGCUGAGACUAUUUUAGAAGUUCUUACUCAUUUUCCUAUUACAUCUUACAAAGCAUUAUAUCCAUAUUUAUGUUGGCCUAAAUGUGUAUUGAAAAUGGAAAUUCAGAUGUAUGUCAAUAUAGAGAUAUGUAAUUAAGCUUUUAGCUGUCAUUAUUGCAGAUUGUCAAGCCACUAAGCCACUUUAUUUUGGACAGAAUUGCACAGGUAAAUCUCUCCAAGCACAAAUUCUGUUGAAUGAGAAGUGUUUUAUGCACAUAUAAUUCAUGAAUGUUGCUCAGUGACAUUUCACCCCCUCCACCUCAUUAGGGUCCCCCCAGUGAAUCUCAGCCAUUUCCACAACUGACUAUAAGGCUGCAUCAAUUUACAACAAA
Messenger RNA from Xyrauchen texanus (razorback sucker), 2761 nucleotides. RefSeq names its product guanine nucleotide binding protein (G protein), alpha 14 (gene gna14). Bases 66 to 1130 code for a protein of 354 amino acids. The transcript is spliced from 7 exons. NCBI's taxonomy places the organism in Eukaryota, Metazoa, Chordata, Actinopteri, Cypriniformes, Catostomidae. Gene Ontology annotation, biological process: action potential; phospholipase C-activating dopamine receptor signaling pathway; adenylate cyclase-modulating G protein-coupled receptor signaling pathway. The record is from RefSeq and is a predicted model, not a curated record. Gene Ontology annotation, molecular function: GTPase activity; G-protein beta/gamma-subunit complex binding; G protein-coupled receptor binding. Gene Ontology annotation, cellular component: heterotrimeric G-protein complex.